AUGAUGAAUAUGGCCGGCAUGAAUCCUCCAGCGGUGGCUGGAGGUCCCGUCGGCGGCGGAAUGAUGAUGAACAACGGAAGCCCAGCGAUGCAGGUCAACACCAGCCAACCACCCGACCAGGUCAAAGCCCAACUGAACACUUACAUCUACGAAUACUUCCUGAAGUUGGGGCUCUACGACCAUGCGAGACGGCUGGUCGGCGAAGACAAGUUUGAGAUGCGUACCAAGCCUGCCGUCAAGCAAAGUCCUGGCCGCCGUAAGGAUGGAGAAGUGAACGGAGUGGAUGCAGAUGCCAUGGACACCGACGUUAAAGAUGAUAUACCAGACGACUUGCCUCGCCCCAUGCACGCCGCGGAAAACACGCCCGGUAUAGGUUUUCUCUUUGAAUGGUUCAGCAUUUUCUCAGACCUUUUUACUGCUCACCAACGAUCAAGUAAGAUGCAGGGUGGCCAAGGCGCAAACAUGGGCGCGGCUGCGCAGUACUUGAUGCAGCAUCAGAGUAUGCAACGCAUGCGAGAAAAUCAGCAGAGUCAGAAUCUUGCCCGACCAGGCAUGGUUAACCCUAACCAGUUUGCCAUGCGUGCCAAUAACAUGCGCAACAACAUCAUGAAUGGCACUGUUCCGAGGGAGAUGGCUAACAAAAUCACCCCUCAGCAAUUGCAGCAAAUGAGUAAAGUUGCCAUGAUGCAACAGCAGCAACAGAUGCAACGCGAGCAGGGCGAUGUUGACAUGAAUGGCCGCCCCUCGUCUCCAGCCGAAGGUGACAACGGUGGGUCUCCGUCCAAGAGGCCACGACUUGAAGGUCAACAGUUCAACGGUGGCAUGAUGCCUAAUGUUAGGCCAGGAAUGCCCAACGUGGCGCCUCAGAAUAUGAUGAUCCAGAAUGCCUUCAAUCCUAACAUGAACAACGGCCAAUUCCGGCAAAAUGGCGGCAUGCCACAGAAGCCCAUGCAGGCCGGCAUGGCAAAUGGUAUGAUGCAGAUGGGCGGCGCUGGCUCCCCCAUGAUGCAAGGCAUGAAUCCUGCUCCCUUUGCCGGGGACAUGCCGUUGGAAUUGUAUAAUCAAAGAAUGAGCCAAGGGCAAAUGCAAGGGACACCAGGUGGCGGGCAGAGCGGGAACCAUGCUCUCCAAGACUAUCAAAUGCAACUGAUGUUGCUUGAACAGCAAAACAAAAAGAGGUUGAUGAUGGCGAGACAAGAGCAGGACAAUGCCGUUAAUCGCGAUGGCGCUCCCAUGGUUGGCAUGCAGGGCGGUAUGUCACCGUCGGGAAGCCGAACAGGUACCUCUCCAAACCCUGCCGAUCAAAUGAAGCGAGGCACUCCACAACUCGGAGGCUUGCCCGGGUCACCUUCAGCUGCAGAUAUGGCAGGUAGGUCACCAGCCGGCAUGAACUUCAUGAAUGGCAUGCCCGGUGACUUCAACCCAGCCAUGUACUUGAAAGAUAAUCAAGGAAUGGUCGGACCUGGUGGCCCUAACAUGAGACCACCAACCUCCAUGGACAUGCAGCAAGCCAUAGCGCGUCAACAACAACAGGCCCGGAUGUCAGGACAAUUUCAGGGUGGUCAGCCUAUGGUCCAGCAGCCUUCUCAAGGUCAGCCGGCGCCUAUGGGCACUCCUGGGCAAAGGAACGAGAUGCCGCCUCCUCAAGCUCCAGCUGCGGGCAGUGCUCAGCGCAAUCAGCCAGGAUCUCCUCAAAGCACCAAUGCACCACCUACACCGUCCACGACCAACAAGCCGAACCCCAAAUCUAAGAAAGCCAAGGAGGAUAGCAACAAGAAGAAACCCGCAAAGAAGAACUCGACGGCGAAUGCAGCAAGCUCAGAGAACGAGCCGCCUGCCACUCCGACACCUUCGACACCAAUAACGCCAGUGCAUCCCCAAGGAUUCGGCGGUCCAGCUGGCAAAUCUGGUGCUGGUGGCAUGGGUAACGCCACUCAAGCCCCGGCAGCAGCUCAGCCUAUGCCUCCUGCUCAAGCUCCUAUGCACCAGCCCGAUCUUCAACCCAGCUUCACCGACAAUUUCGGUCCGGACCAAAACUUCAAUCUCGACUUCAGUACAUUGGAAAAUACCGAUGUUCUUGAGAACUUCGAUUUUGACAGUUUCCUGAACACGACAAACGAUGACACAUUCAAUUUUGAUGGUGCUAUCGGAGUGGGUGGAGAUUUUGGACUAGAGCCUGGAGAAUAG
Molecule: messenger RNA, 2187 nt
Organism: Exophiala oligosperma
Lineage: Eukaryota; Fungi; Ascomycota; Eurotiomycetes; Chaetothyriales; Herpotrichiellaceae
Exons: 4
Coding region: 1-2187 (728 amino acids)
Biological process (GO): positive regulation of transcription by RNA polymerase II
Cellular component (GO): nucleus
Source: RefSeq, a predicted model, not a curated record